AAAGAAGUGUAUUGGAUGAUGUGCAAAAAUGAAAGUGGACAAAUAUAGUGGGACGGAGGGAGUAUUAAAUACGGAGUAUAUUGUUAUUGGUUUCUUGACAUGGUAUGAAAGUCUUGUUCACAAAAAGGUCACAGAUUCGAAAUUCAGCGUCACCCAGUUUUUUUAAAAAAAAUUAAAGUUUCACGUGCAAGGCUCAAAAAAGAUUAUGUCUGCACUUAGUGCACCGGUUGGAGUUUGUUAUGGGAGAGUAGGAGACAACCUCCCACCGCCGUCAGCCGUCGCCAAGGCAGUCCAGUCCACCGGAAUUUCAAGAAUCCGGCUGUUCAAUCCCAAUGCCGAAGCUCUAAACGCAUUUUCCGGCACCGGAAUCGAGCUCAUGGUUGGCGUGCCCAACGAAGUUCUCCCCACGCUGGCCAACGACAACGUGGAGAGCUCCGUACAAUGGCUCCAAUCCACCAUCUUCGCCCACAUUCCACCCACCCAAGUCGUAUACUUAGCCGUCGGCAAUGAAAUCUUCCAAAACGACCAAUCGUUUUACUCCCCGUUCCUCGUGAACGCGAUGGUCAAUGUCCAUCAAGCCCUACAAAAGCUAGGGUUUCCGUGGAUUAAGGUGUCGACGCCACACGCCGCGUCGAUUCUCUCUAGGUCUUACCCUCCAUCCGCUGGGGCGUUUGACCCCACCCUAACCCCACUCCUAUUGCCAUUGUUACAUUUUUUGCGCGACGCCACGUCACCGCUCAUGGUCAACGUGUACCCGUACUUCAGCUAUGUCAGCGAGCAGAAGUUCGUGUCACUGGACCGAGUCCUAUUCAGGUCCACUGACACGGAAACUGACAACAAUUUAAGGUACGACAACAUGUUCGAUGCGACGGUUGACGCGUUCGUGUACGCCCUGGAGCGAGAAGGGUUUGGGGAGGUGUCGGUCGUGGUUAGCGAGACCGGUUGGCCGACGUCGGGCGGCGAGGCGGCGACUUUGAGCAAUGCAUUGGCUUACAAUGGGAAUGUUGUGGCAAGGGCAUUGGGAAAUGUGGGAACCCCUAAAAGGCCAGGGUUAGGGUUAGAGGUUUUCUUGUUUGACUUGUUUGAUGAGAAUGGGAAGGGUGGCAAUGAGGUGGAGAAGCAUUUUGGGAUUUUCCGUGAUGAUGGCGUCAAAGCAUAUGACAUCAACUUCAAUUAAAAUUUCUAAUACUCCGUAUAUUUCUUGUAAUGUAAUUUUGAAUAGUUUUUUUUAAAUGUAGUUUUGGAUAAUGCAAUUUGUAUCUUUUUGAUAUAUUAAUUUGUAAAAAAAAGUAAAUUUGGAAGGACGAGACUUUUUACGUUAUUCGAAACGGGUAGAUAAAAAAUAGACAGAGGGAGUAUAUCAAAUUAAAGAACAAAUAGAACUUCUCCCC
Messenger RNA from Cuscuta campestris, 1391 nucleotides. The record is from the annotation of a GenBank genome assembly. NCBI's taxonomy places the organism in Eukaryota, Viridiplantae, Streptophyta, Magnoliopsida, Solanales, Convolvulaceae.